AGGAGGAAGAACGGGACCAUGGCAUCUCAGCAGCUUCUUGUGGUGGGAUUCACCACUCUACUCCUAGUGCUCACAGUGGCUUCCAACCAGAGCAGCGUGCACAAGAUCCUGAAGAAAAGAGAUGUGGUGGGAGAUGAUGGUGUUCCUUCAGAGACCAGGGUCGCCUUGGUUCCUGCCAAGGCAAAAGAGUUCCUAGCCCAGAAAAGGAGGCUGAAGAGAUACAUCUGGGACCGCAACAGACCUGAAGUGCAACAGUGGAUCAUGCAGUUCAUGUAUAUGGGCUUUGAUGAGACGAGACUGGAGACAGAUCUGUCUUACUGGAGGGACCAAUCACGCUCCAGCGACCAGGGUCGUCAACACCACUACGACGAAAACUCUCCCAUCGGACCCAGAGACAGAGGGUCAUAUCGCCACGGCGCCAACGUGAACUAUGACUAUUACUAACCCCGACACACGUUCUCUCACCCUCCGUCUCACUCUCUGGCUCAGAAAGAUAGGCCAGCUCUGUCUUCUCCUCUUGUCUAGCCUCUGGAAAGAGGCAACCGGCAGUCGCCUCACCUGUUUUCCUUCUCCAGGCUUCUGAAUGAAUGCAAUGCUCCAACUGAUUUCUGGGGAAGUAAACGAAGUUAUGCA
Messenger RNA from Esox lucius (northern pike), 633 nucleotides. RefSeq names its product ECRG4 augurin precursor a (gene ecrg4a). Gene Ontology annotation, biological process: regulation of cell population proliferation; G1 to G0 transition; cellular senescence. The transcript has 4 exons. The coding region runs from base 19 to 444 and encodes 141 amino acids. NCBI's taxonomy places the organism in Eukaryota, Metazoa, Chordata, Actinopteri, Esociformes, Esocidae. The record is from RefSeq and is a predicted model, not a curated record.